Messenger RNA from Periconia digitata, 1558 nucleotides. NCBI's taxonomy places the organism in Eukaryota, Fungi, Ascomycota, Dothideomycetes, Pleosporales, Periconiaceae. The record is from the annotation of a GenBank genome assembly.
ACAUCACCACUUUAUUCAUCCAUCACAUUGUCCCUCUUCGCAAUAAUGAAGACCUUCACCACCUUCGCCGCAGUUGGCGCCCUCGCCGCCUCCGUUUCGGCCACCCCGGCCUUGACCCCCCAGAAGCGCGCCGACGUGACGCCCAUCACCAUCAAGGGAAACGCUUUCUUCAAGGGCAAUGAGCGCUUCUACAUCCGCGGUGUCGACUACCAGCCCGGAGGCUCAUCCGAGGCUAAGGACCCCAUCGCUGACACUGCUGGCUGCAAGCGCGACGUUGCCAAAUUCAAGGAGCUUGGCCUCAACACCAUCCGUGUCUACACCGUCGACAACUCCAAGGACCACGACGAGUGCAUGACGGAGCUUGCCAACGCCGGCAUUUACCUCGCCCUCGAUGUCAACUCGCCCAAGUACUCUCUUAGGCGCGACAAGCCCGGAAAGUCCUACAACAAGGCCUACCUUCAGAGCGUCUUCGCCACCAUUGACGCUUUUGCCAACUACCCCAACACCCUUCUCUUCUUCUCCGGUAACGAGGUUAUCAACGAUGACGAGACUUCCUCGUGCGCUCCUUACAUCAAGGCUGUUGACCGUGACAUGCGCUCCUACAUCAACGCCCGCAAGUACCGCAAGAUUCCUGUGGGUUACUCUGCCGCCGACGUUGAGGAGAACCGUGUCGAGAUGGCCCAGUACAUGAACUGCGGUCCCGAUGGCGCUCGCAGCGACUUCUACGCGUUCAACGACUACGCCUGGUGCGAUCCCGACAAGACCUCCGACGACUGGGAGAAGAAGGCUAAGACCUUCUCCAACUACUCCAUCCCUCUCUUCCUUUCCGAGUACGGUUGCAACAAGAACAAGCGUGAGUUCAACGCCGUCAAGGGUCUCUACGGCGACUCCAUGACCAAGGCUUACUCUGGUGGUCUCGUCUACGAGUACACCGAGGAGGGCUCCAAAUACGGCCUUGUCGAGCUCGAUGGCGACAACGUUAAGACUUUGGACGACUUCGACGCUCUUAAGAAGGCUUUGGCUGCUACCCCUGCCCCAACCGGUGACGGUGGCUACAACGCCCAGGGAACCAAAUCCGAAUGCCCCAAGAAGUCCAAGCACUGGAACGUCGACAUGGAUGAUGACACUCUCCCCGCCAUGCCCAAGGGUCUUGACGAGUUCUUCAAGAACGGUGCUGGCAAGGGCAAGGGUCUCGUCGGUGGAUCCCAGGACUCCGGAGAGGACUCGCCCCCAACUGGUCCCGCUGCGUCCGGCGCCAUCACCUCCGGUGCCGUGAGCAACGGUGGUUCCGGCUCUGCUGCCGCUUCUCAGUCUUCUCCCGCUGCUGCCGCCUCUGUCCGCGUUCCCGAGUUCGCUGCCUCUCCCUUCGUGGCCGGAUUCGUGGUCCUCGUCUCUUCCUUCGUUGGUGCGGCUCUUUUGUAAGCUUUCUAUGCCGAUUUGAAGAAUUCGUUGUGUGGCAUUCAGGUUUUCCCUACGUUGUUUGACGAUAGGUAAAUAGUGGAUAUGAUGUCUAGACCCCCAUUCAUGUGGUGGGCUAUGGCUUUCAUUUACAGUAAUC